This is a messenger RNA of Apis florea (little honeybee), 1101 nucleotides long. RefSeq lists its product as uncharacterized. Lineage: Eukaryota; Metazoa; Arthropoda; Insecta; Hymenoptera; Apidae. Gene Ontology annotation, molecular function: odorant binding; olfactory receptor activity. Gene Ontology annotation, biological process: sensory perception of smell; detection of chemical stimulus involved in sensory perception of smell. The record is from RefSeq and is a predicted model, not a curated record. Gene Ontology annotation, cellular component: plasma membrane.
UUUAAUAAACUAUUAAAAUUUGUGGUGAAAGAAUGGGAGGAACUGAAAUUAAAUGAAGUGCAUAUUCUAGAAGAAAUCACUAUUCAGGGUAGUAAAAUAGCGCACUUAUAUCGCAAUACUUUAUUGUCUUUUUUGAUAUUGUUUUUACUUGUCCCUAUGUAUUUCCCUGUUCUGGAUAUGAUUGAUACAUUAAAUCAAACUCGAUCACGACAACAACUACUUAGAGUCAAUUACAUGGUUUUUAACGCUGAUGAUUACUUUUUCUAUGUGUAUUUACAAUUAGCUUGGGGUGCAAUUGUUAUCGUGAUGAUCGUAAUUACCGUAGAUUCUUUGUAUAUAAUUAUAAUUCAUCAUGUAUGUGGAUUGUUCGCUGUGUGUAGUCACGAAAUCCAAGAAACAAUAAAAUAUUUGACAAUAUUCCCUAAUACUGAAAAGUGCUCGUAUAAAGAAUUAGAAAAUUGCGUGAUCAAGCACAAUAAAGCAAUCAAGUUUUAUAAUAUUCUAAAUAAUAGUAGCCAACUGAGUUAUUUGCUUCAGAUUGGAAUAAAUAUAAUGGGUAUAAGCACGACAGCUUUUCAAUUAGCCGUAAAUUUAGAUACCAGACCACAAGAAGCAAUCAGAAAUGCUGUAUUUUGUGGAGCCAAUCAAUUUCAUUUAUUUGUGCUUAGCUUACCUGGACAGAUACUUCUCAAUCAUUGUGCCGAACUUACGAAUACAAUAUAUUGUUCUAUGUGGUACAAAUUACCAGUAAAAAUUCAAAAAAUGUUUAACAUAAUACUAAUGAGAAGUAAAAAAUCAUGCGCAUUAACGGUAUACGGAUUAUAUGAAUUGAAUAUGGAAAAUUUUGGAACAACUUUCAAAGCUUGUAUAUCGUACUUUACUAUGAUGCUGUCGCUAAAGUAAUAUAACGUUAAAUAAUUGAAGAGUUUCAUCACAUGAUGUUUUACUUGAUGUUAAGUAAUUUAUAUUAAACGUGCAAAUAAAAUUAAUAUAAUCAUUACCAAAGUUAUGAUCUUCAUUUUAUUUCACUGGAUUUUCUAGCAUUCUUGCGAAUAUUUAUAUACUAACAUAAUUCGUUAUGAAUUAAUACGCAAGGAAAAC